Molecule: messenger RNA, 783 nt
Organism: Penicillium vulpinum
Lineage: Eukaryota; Fungi; Ascomycota; Eurotiomycetes; Eurotiales; Aspergillaceae
Product: nitroreductase family protein
Exons: 3
Coding region: 1-783 (260 amino acids)
Biological process (GO): cellular response to oxidative stress
Source: RefSeq, a predicted model, not a curated record
AUGACAACCCGCAUGAAAUCCCUACACGCCAUCACCCGCGCAGCACUAUCCAGUACCCGUCCAACACGCCUGGUACCCGCUCGCCAAACCUAUCUACAUCGAACCCAACCCUACCAAACACAAACACUCCGCUCAUUCUCUUCAACCCUAGCAGCAAACAUGUCCAGCGACAUAAUCGAUCUAGCCAAGAACAGGCGCACCAUUUACAAGCUAGGCAAGAAAAGCCCAGUCCCAGACUCCAAGAUCGAAGAGCUUGUCAAUGCCGCCAUCCUGCAUAUUCCCAGUACAUUUAAUGUCCAGUCUACACGCCUAGUCGUACUUCUGCACGAUCAGCACGAUAGACUGUGGGAUAUUGCCAUUGAGGCUUUCGAAGGUCUUGUUAAGGAGGGUAAGGUUUCGCAAGAGACAUGGGAGAAGCAGACGUUGCCUAAGUUGCUGGGUUUCAAGGGGGCGUAUGGGACGAUCCUCUUCUACGAGGACCCAGCAGGCACCAAAGCCCUUCAGGAAAAAUUCCCUACAUACAAGGAUAAUUUCCCAGUGUGGGAGGACCACACCAAUGCUAUGCACCAGUACUUCCUCUGGACAGGCCUUGAAGCGCUCGGCUUUGGUGCAAACCUACAGCACUAUAGCCCGCUCAUUGACGCCGGUGUUGCAAGAAAGUGGGAUCUGCCCAGCGAGUGGCGGAAUGUUGCUCAGUUGGUCUUUGGGAGUCCUGAGGCUGCCGCUGGGGAGAAGGUGCAGAAGCCCGUUGAGGAUAGGCUUAAGAUUUUCGGGAAGCUGUAG